AUGACCUUUGCCGCUCUUCGCUCGCUUUACGCCCUGAUCGGCGACGCCCUCGAUGAUAUCGAGCGUGUCUACCAGGACGCGUCAUUCGAUGCCCCGCCCGCAACCCCUGCCACGCCCUACGACGUCCUCGCCUCGCCGACGACGCCCUAUCGGCGCCAUCGUACUCGCAGCUCCCUGGAAGAGGACGAGACAGGCCCGAUUCACUUCCCCGUGGGCCGUCCUCCGAAGACGCCUCGGCGGGGGCAUCGCGGCGCGGGUUCAUCAACCGACUUCCAGCUGCUCGACUUCCCUGCUCUCGACAAUCCUUAUUACCCAACCGAAGGGCAUGCCCAGGAAGAGGACGCCGCAGAGUCCCUUGCAUCGCAUCCUGAUGUCAUUGCAGCCACAAACCGGAUCGUGGCCGCUUGCGGGCAAAUAGGCGCUACCGUUCAUCGACCGUUCUUGACGUUGUGCGAUGCCGCCAUGGGCUAUCAUCUCCCGGCAUGUUUGCGAUUCCUCGAGGCGUCACAUACCGUCGAGAUUCUCCGGACUGCUGGUCCGGAUGGGAUGCAUGUUCGCGACUUGGGUCGACAGCUCGGCGUUGAGGAAGGGAAAUUGAGUCAUAUACUUCGUCUGCUCGCCACGCACCAUAUUACCCGAGAAGUUCGCCCCAAUGUCUUCGCCAAUAACCGGAUAUCAGCGAUCAUGGACUCGGGUCGCUCCCCCGAAGAUUUGAGACGCGCUCCGCACGAAAAGUACGAGACCACAAACGGAAUAGCGGCGUUCAUGAACCUCUGCACCGACGAGCUCUUCAAGUCUUCGGCAUAUCUCGCAGAUUGCUAUUUGCCUUCAUCCUCACGGAAGUCCGGGGAGGACGAGAACCCCAUGCAUGCGCCUUUCAACCUCGCGUUCAACACAACGAUCCCUUACUUCGAGUGGCUUGAGCAGCCCGGGAAUGAAUCAAGGCUGCGACGCUUUGGUCCGGCUAUGACCGGUACCGCUGCUUGGGAAGUCCCUGGCGCCAUCAUCGCUGGGUUUCCUUGGCAGGAUUUGGACGAAGGUGCCUUGGUAGUUGACGUAGGAGGGGGGAUUGGCUCAACGUCCAUGCUCCUCGCACAUACUUUUCCGCAUCUCAGGUUUGUCGUCCAGGACAGGCCGCAAGUAGCCGAUCAUGGUGUUACGGCGUGGCGGGAGCGCUGCCCGGAAAUGCUCGACACCGGACGUGCCAUGUUCCUGGCCCACGACUUCUUCCAGCCGCAGCCUCCCCUGCUUCUCCCCGGAUCCACUAAUGCGGUUGUUCCUUCUGUUUAUGUGUUGAGGGUAAUCACGCAUGACUGGCCGGACACGUUCGUGACUAAAAUCCUUUUGAACCUUCGUCUCGCCGCGGGUCCCGACACCAAGCUACUACUUGCGGACCACAUACUUCCACUGGCAUGCGUCGACGAAGACUCGGAGGAUGAGUUUGGACGCGACCAUCUUCCUGGAGCGCUUCCUUCCCUCGCCCCUGAAGGUUCCUUGCUGCUUCCAAACCUUGGCAAGGCUAACGCGAACGCGUAUUGGCUAGACCUCACGAUGCGCGCAACAUUCAAUGCCCAGGAACGUACCUUGCGCGAGAUGGCUGCCCUCACCCUCACAGCAGGGUGGAAGAUCAUCGACGUCGUUCACGCCGAGGGGUCUCUGUUUGGCCAUAUGACUGCGAUUCCGGUCGAGAUCCCGGAAGCAUCUCUUGCGUUGCUGGAGCCCCCUGUCAUCGCACCUGAGGUCCCAUCCGCAAGUGGUGGCACACGCACGCGGUCAGGGUCCGUUGCAAGCGCCUCUGAUACGGUUCGCAGAGGAGAGACUUUCGGAACGCUGUCCCAUUUGCCUACGGAGGAAGCCAUUCGCAAGCCGACGCGACGCGACAGAAAGCCGCUGAUUUCAUGGUGGCGAGGCAGGAAGGAUUCACAGACGUCCAAGACCGGGAAGCCUACCACACCCGAAAGUCCCGCGUACGGCCUGCGCGCGCAGAAGGGCCGCCCAAAGCUCGCGAUCGUGACAAGUUCUCCCGGGCCUCCUACGUACCUCCGUUCUGCACUCCGCUCGCCGCCAGUGCGGACGGCGUCCAUGGUCCGCCUCUCCGCGCACGACUCGGACAGGACGGCAUUCUCUUCCCCGGAGACGACCCCGGAUCACACGAAGAUUGCGCACGAGACCGUGGUACUGCAGGGCGCGCUGCUGCCCGAACCCGACUCCUCCCCGAUGCUUCUCCCCGCGCUCGAGCCGGCGCCACCGAGACUGCGAACGAUGUCGAGCCGCACGUCGCUCAGGAAGAAGGCGAGCCAGGUGUUCGAGUUCAGCAAGGCCUCGGUCGCAAGUCUGCGCUCUGCCGCGCUCGGCGGUGGAUCCUCGCCUCAUGCUGUGCCGCCUGUACCGCCGCUUCCACCUAUGCCUCCCGUUCUGCCUAUUCCACACGCCAAAUCCUACGGAGGCUUGACCCCCGAGAUGGCGCGUAGGCCGGGUGAGGACGCGAGGGAUGAUGGAGGGAGCGCGGCCGUGACGAGCCUCCGGAAGAUGCGCUCGCGCUCUCAGCUGGGGCUGGCGCGUGUGCAUGUAGAGGUGCACUCUGGGCGGGCAAGGGACGCUGGCCGCGUCGAGAGGAUCGAGCGCGACUCGGACGAGUAGGCCUCCUUCUCAGGAUAGGCUCACCCAAGGGAAACUCGAGUCGUAUGUACGUUGUGGACUCGGAGAGGCGUGUGCGUAUCGGGAUUUAGCCGGUCUUGGUGUACUAUCCGCGGUGCUCUUGAUGGAAUCGGUCGGACGGUGUACUCCUACGUUAUUUAUCUCAGUGCAUCGGUAGCUGUCUCCUUCGUCUUUGCCAGGCUGGCUGUCUAUUUAUUGGGCACUGGUGUUCGUAUGGGCACCCGCGCCGCGCGCAGCUGUACACCUUCACCUGUAGUACCAUCGCAAUGCUUUCGUUCGCUGUACUGUAGCCUUUUG
Trametes versicolor FP-101664 SS1 is the source of this 2955-nucleotide messenger RNA. RefSeq names its product S-adenosyl-L-methionine-dependent methyltransferase. NCBI's taxonomy places the organism in Eukaryota, Fungi, Basidiomycota, Agaricomycetes, Polyporales, Polyporaceae. Gene Ontology annotation, molecular function: O-methyltransferase activity. The record is from RefSeq and is a predicted model, not a curated record. The coding region runs from base 1 to 2640 and encodes 879 amino acids. The transcript has 10 exons.